This is a messenger RNA of Rotaria socialis, 1119 nucleotides long. The record is from the annotation of a GenBank genome assembly. Lineage: Eukaryota; Metazoa; Rotifera; Eurotatoria; Philodinida; Philodinidae.
AUGCCUGUAUCAAAUCGUUCAAUUAGUGUGUAUCGAUGCUGUGUUAUAUGCACUGUUGUUAUGAGUAUUACAAGUGCUUUUAACAUAAUAAUUAUUAUAAAACAAUAUCUUCCAUCGGAAAAUAAUGGCGAACUGACGAUAUUAAAAUCGUCCGUAGAUAAUCAAACAGCCGGUGUAUCAGAUAAUCAAACAAAUGCUUCAUCACAAAGAGAAUAUAAUUUAUUUGAAGAAACUUUUCAAAUAUUUUCACAAGCAUUUGCUAAUAAUGUUUUACCGGUAUUAAACGAACAAAAUGAAUCUUCAUCGUUCUGUCCAUCUAUACCGCCUAAUUUAAAAGGCCCGAUAAUCACUCGAGAACCACCAGAGAAUUUUACUCUGGAAAGCAUGUCGAUGUAUCAUACAGACGUUCAACUCGGCGGUUACUAUCAUCCAAAAGUAUGUUUAGCUCGUCAUAAGGUAGCUAUUAUUGUACCUUAUCGUGAUCGUUGGAGUAUUUUAAGAAAAUUUCUUUAUCAUAUGCAUGAAGUUCUACAGCGACAACAAUUGGAUUAUCGAAUAUACGUAUGUGAACAAGCAUUUGAUAAAAUCUUUAAUAAAGGUAUUGUUAUGAAUGGUUGUUUUAAAGAAAUUUUAAAUCUUGAACCAAAUACACCAUGUUUUAUAAUGCAUGAUGUUGAUCUAUUAUUAAUCGAUGAUCGAAAUAUGUAUACAUGCCCAAUAUAUCCACGUCAUUUAAGUGUUGCUAUUGAUAAAUUUGAUUUUUAUUUACCUUAUCCAGAACUUGUUGGUGGCGUCUUAGCAAUGCGUCGUGAACAUUAUUUACUUGUUAAUGGUUAUUCGACAAAUUAUUGGGGUUGGGGUGGCGAAGAUGAUGAUAUGUAUCAACGUAUUGUUAAAAAAAAAUUAGUUGUUGACCGACCACCAGCAUCUAUAGCACGCUAUAAAAUGUUAAAGCAUUCACAUCAACAAUUAAAUCCUGCUCGUAUGAAAGUUUUACGAACAGCACAAAAACGUAUUGAUUUAGACGGUGUUAAUAAUGUGAAAUAUAAAUUACUUAAUACAACUGUUUAUCAUCUUUAUACACAUUUUUUAAUUGAUGUUGGUGAACAACCAAAAUAA